This is a messenger RNA of Acanthaster planci (crown-of-thorns starfish), 380 nucleotides long. RefSeq lists its product as uncharacterized. The record is from RefSeq and is a predicted model, not a curated record. Lineage: Eukaryota; Metazoa; Echinodermata; Asteroidea; Valvatida; Acanthasteridae.
UGAACCACGAAGAAUUCUUCAGAAUAUGUCCUACGAUGAUAUUCCACUGAAAUGUCAGCAAGAGUUCCUUCGUGAAGCCGCUUCGAUGGGGUCCAAGUUUGAGGAUAUUUUCCUCAAAUUUGCUGACACACACCAUGCGAUAAACCAUGCAAGGGCUUUAUCACCAGAUGAAUUAAAGAGAGUUGACACAUGCAUCAAGGUUUUCAUGACCUCCUACGGAGAGAGCUUCCCUGAAUGCAGCAUCACUCCCAAGAUGCACUUGCUGGAGAAUCAUGCUGUCGAGCAGUUGUCCAGGUUUGGCGUUGGCUUUGGUCUCCUCAACGAGCAAGGAGGGGAGUUAAUCCACACUGAAUUNCAAUAGAACAGGUCGUGUUGUACAA